AUGUCAAAAACGGAUGACUAUAUUGAAGUGGAAGACGAUACGAUUGAAGUUGACAACCCAACAAAUGAUCAAGUUCCACAAGAAAAAGAGAAAAAAACUAAAGAAUUCAACCCAAGAUCGAAAUUUUGGAAUGAAUUUGAAAGGUAUAAGGACGAAAACGGUGUUCAAAGAUGCAAAUGUAAGCAUUGUGGUGGUGGGAAUUAUAAGUGUGAAUCGGGUAGUUAUGGGACCAAAAAUCUAGGUUAUCAUUUAAAUAAAUGUAAAGUUUACUUGGCUACACUUAAUGGUGGGCAAAAACAACUAACUUUCCAAUAUGGUGAUGAAAACAAAUUGUCGGCUUGGAAAUUUGAUCAAAAGGAGAGUCGGAAAGCUCUAGCCCACAUGUUGGUAGUUGAUGAACUUCCUUUUAGCUUUGUAGAAGGUGCGGGUUUUAGGCAAUCGCCUUCUAGAAUUCAUAAGUUUAUCGAGUUUGCUAAGGUUGCUAAUCCCGGUAUAACAAAACACUUGAAGAGAGAUGUGCCAACAAGAUGGAACUCUACUUACCAUAUGUUGGAAAUUUCCCAAGCUUACGAAAAAACUUUUGAGAGAUAUGAUCUUGAAGAAUUUGAUUUUCGGUACGAAAUUGAAAAUGCGGGUUUGUCGAUACCUUCAUCAAGCGAUUGGGAAAGGGUUAGGAAUGUAUGUCAUUUUUUAAAACCUUUUCAUGAUGUUACUUUGAGGAUUUCCGGGACACUUUAUGUGACAUCAAACACAUGCAUUGAAGAUAUAUAUUCCAUUCGUACGCUCUUGGAUGAUGCUAUUUUCGAUUCUAGUCUUUGUGAUAUUGCAUUGACCAUGAAAGUAAAGUUUGAUAAGUAUUUUGACGACAUAGAAAAAAUGAAUUUAUUGCUCUACUUUGCUUUGAUUCUUGAUCCGAGGAACAAAGUAAAGUAUUUGGUUAUACUACUUGAGGAUCGUUAUGGAGAAAAGGGGGUGGAGGCCAAAAAGAAAUAUAUCAUGGAUUCUAUGUAUGAAUUAUAUAAUGAUUAUAUUAGAAUUCAUUCUCCAAGUUCUACUUCAAGUACUGCCGAGUCUACCACUUCAUCAUCGAUACUAGGGAAACGCCAAAACUCGGAUUUUAUGGCACCUAAUCCCCCAUUAAGAAAUAAACUAAGAGAAAAAAUGAAGACGAACAUAGUUGAAUCAAUUGGGGAGUUAGAAAAGUAUUUGCAAGAAAGUGUUGAAGACGACUCAGAAAUGUUUAGUAUUCUAGAUUGGUGGAAAGUGAAUAGUCCAAGAUUCCCGGUUCUAUCAUUGAUGGCUAGAGAUGUGUUUGCCAUUCCCGUCUCAACCGUGGCUUCGGAAUCCGUUUUUAGCACUAGUGGGAGGGUGUUGGAUCCGUUUAGGAGUUCUUUGACUCCUAAGAUUGUUGAAAGUUUAAUUUGUACACAAGACUGGAUUCGGGGUAGCAUAAGUGACACAAUUGAUUAUGAAAAAGAUUGGGAAGAAAAUCAACAAAUUGACAAAGAAUUGAGCAAGAUGAAGUAGUGAAUGUGCAAGAAGAACGAGUAGGUGCAAGAAGACGAGUAUAUUUAUGAAUGUCUUUUGGAACUUGAAUGUUAUUUUUUUCAU
Molecule: messenger RNA, 1611 nt
Organism: Lactuca saligna
Lineage: Eukaryota; Viridiplantae; Streptophyta; Magnoliopsida; Asterales; Asteraceae
Source: the annotation of a GenBank genome assembly